Miscanthus lutarioriparius is the source of this 3099-nucleotide messenger RNA. NCBI's taxonomy places the organism in Eukaryota, Viridiplantae, Streptophyta, Magnoliopsida, Poales, Poaceae. The record is from the annotation of a GenBank genome assembly.
AUGGCAGAAAGUGGAAGGAUUGAGCAGAUGUUUGAGAAGUUGGCUGAAAUCCACACCGUUAAGGAACUUGUGAAGCUGGCUCAAUUAUUUUUGGCGAGGACUUCUGAACUAAUGUCAGCUACAGAAGAGUCAAAUGGGAAGGAGAAGAUGGAACAAUUGCAAGGAAGCUCAAGGGGGAGCGAGUUUCCAAAGGAAAAUAAAAAGGCAACUAUGCUCGGCAAUCUCAUCAAUCUCGCUCGUCCUGACAAAGGUACAUAUGCAAAUUGGAUACUUGAUUCAGGUGCAUCUAGACAUGUCACGGGUGCAUCUAGUGAGUUUGAAUCAUAUAGUGCAUAUCCAUCCACACAUAGUGAGACUAUUCAAACAGCUGAUGGAACAUGCCAACCUAUUAAAGGUGUUGGUUCAGUAAAAUGCUCUCCAUCAAUUACACUGUCAUCGGUUUUGCAUGUCCCCUCCUUUCCAGUUAACCUACUAUCAUUAAGUGCUUUAGUUGAUCAAAUGGACUGUCGGGUUUCUUUUGAUCGGGAAAAUUGCAUCAUUGAGGACAAGAAGACUGGAAAAGAACUUGGAAUUGGCAUCAGGUACGGUGGGCUACGGUUCCUAGACCGAAAGAAAGAUGACAAGUUCUUGGGCGCUGCACUGACAGCAAGUAUGAAUGAAGAUGAAGCUAAAGUGAUGCUCCAACAUUGUCGAUUAGGCCAUUUAUCACUUGAUACUAUGGUAAAAGUGUUCCCAGAGAUGAUGAGGAAGGUGGACAGGAGAAAGCUUGUGUGUGAUGCAUGUGAAUAUGGAAAGCAUACAAGAUCGACAUAUGUAAGCAGGGGUCUAAGGAGCUUAUCUCCAUUUAUGCUUGUGCACUCUGAUGUGUGGACAUGCCCGAUCACCUCAGUUAGUGGAAUGAGGUACUUUGUUACUUUUAUUGAUUGUUAUUCGCGGGUGACUUGGAUAUAUCUCAUGAAGCACAAGAGUGAAAUACUUAAAUGUUUUCGGGAUUUCUGUUCAUUUAUUGGGAAUCAAUAUGAUGCUCAAGUUAAAGUAUUGAGGACAGACAAUGGAACAGAAUAUGUGAACAAUGAGUUUGUCAAUUUUCUAUCAACCAAGGGAAUAUUGCACCAAACCACGUGUCCUGAUACACCUCCACAAAAUGGAGUAGCUGAAAGAAAAAACUGUCAUAUCUUGGAGGUUGCACGUUCACUUAUGUUUAUCAUGAAUGUGCCGAAGUUCCUAUGGAGUGAGGCAGUGAUGACGGCAGUAUAUUUGAUUAAUCGUAUGCCUUCAAGAUUGCUUGGUUGGAAAACUCCUUUUGAAAUGUUGCAAGGAAAGAAUGAGUUUAUUGUUCCACCAAAGGUUUUUGGAUGCACUUGCUUUGUUAGGGAUCAUAGGCCUUCGGUGGGAAAGUUAGAUCCUCGAGCAGUUCAGUGUAUAUUUGUGGGGUACUCAUCAAGUAGAAAGGGAUAUACUUGUUGGUGUCCCACUGAAAGACGACUAUUUGUAAGUAUGGACGUGACAUUUCGAGAAUCUGAACCCUAUUAUGGGGAGAAGACUGAUUUGAGUUCCUUGUUUGAGCUUAAUGGUCAAAGUAGUGAGGAUGGUCAAGAGGGGGAGGAUGACAUAGAUGUGCCACAAGACAAGGAAGAAAAUCAAUCAAGGGGAUCAGGAACUAUCACAGGAUUGAUUCCAUACAAUGUGGGUAAUGCCCAAGUAAAUGAGAGGCAAGAAAAUAUGGACAAUAUAAAUAUACAUGCAAGGCAAGAACAAGGUACUCUUCGAGUUUAUACUAGAAGAAAGAAGACAGUUGAUGUGCAGCCAGUACACCAGCAAGUUGAGCAACCACAAUUGGUAGAGCAGCAAGAGGAGCAACCAGAGUGUUUAGAUGUUGGUGUUGAUGUUACUGGUACUGAGGUUGAUCGGUCUACAGAAACAGGGGGAGAAGAGGUCGAACGGUCUACAGAAACAGGGGGAGAAGAGGUCGAACCUUCUAUUAAUCUGCCUAUUGCUUUAAGAAAGGAAGCAAGGAGUACAGCUGGAAAACCUCCAACAAGAUAUGGGUUUCAGCAUGAUAUAAUGUAUGUUGAUGAUAUUGUUAUUACCGGUGAUGACACUUUGCAAAUAGCUCGACUUAAGGAAAACCUAAGCAAAGAGUUUGAGGUCAAGGAUUUGGGUCAACUUCGAUACUUUCUAGGCAUUGAGAUAGCAAGAUCUCCUGGAGGAAUUGUCCUUUCACAACGAAAGUAUGUUCUUGAUUUGCUAAAUGAUACAGGUAUGCUUGGAUGUCGCCCUGCUUCUACACCUAUCGAGCAAAACCACAAGUUGUAUGCUCAAUCUGGACAGCCAAUAGAUAAAGAGAAAUAUCAAAGACUUGUGGGACGCUUGAUUUAUUUAUGCCAUACAAGGCCCGAUAUAACAUAUGCAGUAAGUGUGGUAAGCAGGUAUAUGCAUGAUCCUAGGAGUGGACAUAUGGAUGCAGUCUAUAGAAUCUUGAGGUAUUUGAAGAGUAGUCCUGGGAAAGGAUUAUGGUUCAAGAAAAAUAAUCACCUAAAUGUGGAAGGCUAUUGUGAUGCGGAUUGGGCAAGCUGUCUAGAUGACAGGAGGUCGACGUCCAGCUAUUGCACCUUUGUUGGAGGAAAUCUAGUAUCAUGGAGGAGCAAAAAGCAGCCAGUGGUGUCUCGAUCAACGGCAGAGGCAGAAUAUAGAGCCCUGUUUGUGUGUCUAAGUGAGAUGUUAUGGGUGACGAACUUGUUGUCCGAGUUGAAGCUAGGGAAAGGUCCCAUGAAGCUUUGGUGUGAUAAUAGAUCAGCGAUUAAUAUUGCUAAUAAUCCAGUUCAGCAUGACAGAACCAAGCAUGUGGAGUUUGAUCGCUUUUUCAUCAAGGAGAAACUCGACAAUGGAACACUCAAAUUGAGUCAUAUAGCUUCGGGUGAGCAAGUAGCAGAUUGUUUAACAAAAGGGUUAGGAGUUAAAGAAUGUAUGUCAGCUUGUAACAAGAUGGGCAUGAUUGAACCCAUCUUGAGGGGGAGUGUUGAGCUGUAUAUGGGUUGCAUGUAUUGGUUCAGGCCCAAGAGGCCCAUAUUGAUGUAUAUUUAUAUGUGUACUACUUAG